Dromiciops gliroides (monito del monte) is the source of this 12352-nucleotide messenger RNA. It is a transcript of the gene BMPR2, whose product is annotated as bone morphogenetic protein receptor type 2. Gene Ontology annotation, molecular function: ATP binding; transforming growth factor beta receptor activity. Gene Ontology annotation, biological process: cellular response to growth factor stimulus; BMP signaling pathway; protein phosphorylation. Lineage: Eukaryota; Metazoa; Chordata; Mammalia; Microbiotheria; Microbiotheriidae. The coding region runs from base 853 to 3975 and encodes 1040 amino acids. Gene Ontology annotation, cellular component: plasma membrane; signaling receptor complex. The transcript has 13 exons. The record is from RefSeq and is a predicted model, not a curated record.
GGGCCAAGGAGAAAAAGAGGCCGGGGGGACUGCCGGCCUUCCCUGGGGAACCCCAUCUGGCCUGCCCUCCUCCCUCGGCCCAUGGAAUUUGGACGCGCUGAGGGCUCGCUGGUUUCGGUUCCGAGGCCGGGCGGAUCAUGGGGGGAGGCACCUCUGGGCAUCUCGUCCGCUUUGAAAUUGAAGUGAUUUGAAGCGAAACUUACUUAGGAGGGACGUGCCCCCAGACCCACAGUGGCCGGCCGCCUCCCCUGGCCCCCCACCACGCACCAAGGAUCAGGAGCCGCGCGCGAUGCGGCCUGGAGCCCCGGGCUUGACGCCACCGCCCCCGCCGGCAUCGCCCCUUCCUCGGGCGGGGAAGUUGUAGGGGCAGCGUUUUAGGGGUUCUCCCCAUCUCCUCUCCGUCCUCCUAGGAAUACCUCCCCACUCGCACCUGCUCCCUGGCUAUGUUUCCUUCCAAACCAGGCUCUUUUUUCGAUAUUGUGAAACUACGUGGGAAAUCAUCGUGGUGAUUUCACAGACUACCCCUGCCGCCCCCGGCCCCCCACCCUCCUCCACUUCUCCGUCUGGAGAAUGCAUCCUGUUUGGAGGGCAGAGCCGCGCCGUCCUCCUCGCGUGAGCCACGUCCGAGGAGGAGAGAAAUGAAGGGAAUUUUCUGCAGUGGAGUCCGAGCUUUGCAAACGGGUCCUUUAAGCAUCUGCCAUUUGUCCUUUCAAACUGCAUUGUGAGAAUUCCAAGCAGGAACAUCAAGAUAACUCAAAACGGAAAAAGGAGGGGGAAAAAUCCCUCCUGCCGGUGUUUCUUCCUUUCUCUCCUAUUUUCUUGACCCUCUUUGGCUCCUUGGCUUGCUCAGGUAUGACUGCCUCGCUGCAAAACCUCGGGCCGCUGCUGCUGCUUUCCUGGACCGUGUUGCUGAUCAGCACUGCGGCUGCUUCCCAGAAUCAAGAACGGCUAUGUGCAUUUAAAGAUCCAUAUCAGCAAGAUCCAGGGAUUGGUGAAAGUCGUAUAUCCCAUGAAAAUGGCACUGUUUUAUGUUCAAAGGGUAGCACCUGCUAUGGACUUUGGGAAAAAUCCAAAGGGGACAUAAAUCUCGUGAAACAAGGAUGUUGGUCUCACAUUGGAGACCCUGAAGAGUGUCACUUUGAAGAAUGUGUUGUAACAACCACCCCUCCCUCAAUUCAGAAUGGAACAUACCGUUUCUGCUGUUGCAGAACAGACUUAUGUAAUGUCAACUUCACUGAGAACUUUCCACCUCCUGACACCACACCUUUGAGUCCUCCUCAUUCAUUUCACCGAGAUGAGACAAUAGUAAUUGCCUUGGCAUCAGUCUCUGUAUUAGCUGUUUUGAUUGCUGCCCUGUUCUUUGUAUAUAGGAUGCUAGCAGGGGAUCGUAAGCAAGGUCUUCACAGUAUGAACAUGAUGGAAGCAGCAGCCUCUGAACCCUCUCUGGACCUAGACAAUCUAAAACUUCUGGAGCUGAUUGGUCGGGGACGAUAUGGAGCAGUGUAUAAAGGUUCCUUGGAUGAGCGUCCAGUAGCUGUAAAAGUUUUUUCAUUUGCCAAUCGUCAAAACUUUAUCAAUGAGAGGAACAUUUAUCGAAUUCCUCUUAUGGACCAUGAUAACAUCGCUCGUUUCAUUGUUGGAGAUGAAAGAUUCACUGCUGAUGCACGAAUGGAGUAUUUGUUGGUGAUGGAAUAUUACCCCAAUGGUUCUUUAUGCAAGUACUUGAGUCUUCAUACCAGUGACUGGGUAAGCUCUUGUCGUUUGGCACAUUCUGUUACCAGAGGCCUGGCAUACCUUCACACAGAAUUACCAAGAGGAGAUCAUUACAAACCUGCAAUUUCCCAUCGAGACUUAAACAGCCGAAAUGUUCUUGUAAAGAAUGAUGGAACCUGUGUCAUUAGUGACUUUGGAUUGUCCAUGAGGCUAACUGGAAAUAGGCUGGUCCGCCCUGGGGAAGAGGAUAAUGCAGCAAUAAGUGAGGUCGGUACAAUCCGAUAUAUGGCACCAGAAGUGCUAGAAGGAGCAGUGAACCUGAGGGACUGUGAAUCAGCUCUAAAACAAGUAGACAUGUAUGCACUCGGUCUAAUCUACUGGGAAAUAUUUAUGAGAUGUACUGACCUCUUUCCAGCAGGUGAGUCUGUGCCCGAGUACCAGAUGGCCUUCCAGACAGAAGUAGGGAACCGCCCCACUUUUGAAGACAUGCAAGUCCUGGUGUCUAGAGAAAAGCAGCGGCCCAGAUUCCCAGAAGCCUGGAAGGAAAACAGCCUGGCUGUAAGAUCACUAAAGGAGACAAUAGAGGACUGUUGGGACCAGGAUGCAGAGGCUCGGCUUACUGCCCAGUGUGCUGAGGAGAGGAUGGCCGAACUCAUGAUGAUUUGGGAAAGAAACAAAUCAGUCAGUCCAACAGUCAAUCCAAUGUCUACUGCUAUGCAGAAUGAACGCAAUCUGUCACACAACAGGCGUGUGCCAAAGAUUGGCCCUUAUCCAGAUUAUUCUUCUUCCUCAUACAUAGAAGACUCCAUUCACCACCCUGACAGCAUCGUGAAGAACAUUUCCUUAGAACACUCAGUGUCCAGCAGCACACCUUUAACCAUAGGUGAAAAGAACCGAAAUUCAAUUAAUUAUGAACGACAGCAAGCACAGGCUCGGAUUCCCAGUCCUGAAACGAGUGUCACCAGUUUGUCCACAAAUACCACCACCACUAACACCACUGGCCUUACUCCUAGCACGGGCAUGACCACCAUCUCAGAGAUGCCCUACUCAGAUGAAACAAAUCUCCAUGCUACAAAUGUGACACAGCCAGUUGGGCCAACCCCUGUCUGCCUACAGCUAACCGAAGAAGACUUGGAGACCAACAAGCUGGACCCAAAAGAAGUUGACAAAAAUUUAAAGGAGAGCUCUGAUGAGAAUCUAAUGGAGCACUCACUUAAACAGUUCAGUGGACCAGACCCCUUGAGCAGCACCAGCUCCAGCCUGCUCUACCCACUGAUAAAACUGGCAGUGGAAGUAACUGGACAGCAGGACUUCACACAGACUGGGAAUGGUCAGGCGUGUUUAAUUCCUGACGUCCCACCUGCUCAGAUCUAUCCUCUCCCCAAGCAACAGAACCUUCCCAAGAGACCUACUAGUCUACCCUUGAACACCAAAAACUCAACGAAAGAACCCCGGCUGAAAUUUGGCAGCAAGCACAAAUCAAACUUGAAGCAAGUUGAAACUGGAGUUGCCAAGAUGAAUACAAUCAAUGCUGCAGAGCCUCAUGUAGUGACAGUCACCAUGAAUGGAGUGGCAGGCAGAAGCCACAAUGUGAACUCACAUGUUGCCACAGCCCCAUAUGCCAAUGGUGCAGUGCCAUCUGGUCAGGCCCCCAGCUCAGUGGCACACAGGGCCCAGGAAAUGCUGCAGAAUCAGUUCAGUGGGGAGGACAGCCGGCUGACUAUCAACUCCAGCCCUGACGAGCAUGAACCUUUACUGAGACGGGAGCAGCAGGCUGGCCAUGACGAAGGUGUUCUGGAUCGUCUGGUGGACAGGAGAGAUCGGCCCCUGGAAGGUGGUCGGACAAACUCCAAUAACAACAACAGUAAUCCAUAUCCAGGGCAAGAGGUUCUCCAUGUUGGCCUUCAGAGCACAGGCGCAGACCCUGGGCAGUCAAAGCCCAGAAGGGCACAGAGGCCUAACUCCUUGGACCUGUCGGCCACCAAUGUUCUGGACAGCAGUAGUUUGCAAUUAGGCGAGUCAUCACAAGAUGGCAAACCAGGAUCAGGCGAAAAGAUCAAGAAACGUGUGAAAACCCCCUAUUCCCUUAAGCGGUGGCGCCCUUCCACAUGGGUCAUCUCCACGGAACCACUGGACUGUGAGGUCAACAACAAUGGCAGUGACAGGGCUGCUCAUUCCAAAUCCAGCACUGCUGUUUUCCUUGCAGAAGGGGGCACUGCCACAACUAGGGUGUCUCAAGAUACAGGAAUGAACUGUCUGUGAAGUGUCUCACAAGCCUACCCAGAAAAGGACUUUUUUCCCCCAUCAUUUAAAACAAGAUGCAGAAGACAUUAAAGAGAAAACAAAAAUUUUAUCCUCCUGUCAGCUCCCCCUACCAAGGACUUGCUUUAAAUAGAUUUCAGCUAUGCAGAAAUUUUUUAGCUUAUGCUUCCAUAUUUUUUAAGUUUGUUUUUUUAUGUUUUUGCACUUUUAUUUAGUCUCACUAAAGUUAAGUCUGUCUGUUAUGACCACAGAAUUCUACAUAUGUGUAUCAAGAAGAGGUGGUCUCAAAAUAUUUUUUAAUGUAUUUCUGAUAAUCAGUUUGGACCAUUUUCUAAAAGGUCACUAAAAUCAGAAGCAGACUCUAAGACAGGUUUGACUGCAGUGGUGUCUUGCAUCCACGUUUGAUUUCUGUGCACAAGCUAGUUUGUAUGUUUAUACGUUCCUGAGUGUAUCUUUUGAACAUCCCUCUUGUGUUCUGUUGGAAAGUGCAAUAGUCUGAAGGCCACAAGAUGCCCGGUGUUCUUGACAUGGACACAGGCAUGUCCUCCCAUGUGGUUGAUAGUGGUUAAAUUCUUCCCCAUCAGUUGGGCUGGUCAGAUUGUGUGACAGUGGGCUUUGCAUGUUGCAACCAGCCUGAAACUGAUACCUUAUUGUCUCAUUUUUUCUCUUCAGAUGAUUACGGAGAGUGUAAAAACCUAGCCUCAAAGGGCUCUAGAGAGGGAACCAUAAACCUUAAUUUGAAUUGCAAUUCAUUUUAACCUUCCAAUCGGAAUACAUUUCCUUCCAGGCAUUUUAAGAAACCCUAAUUAGAGUAUUAAUUUUGAAAGUGCUUAAAAUAAGAGAGCAUUGAACAAGAAGUAAGAAAACACAAAUGUCAGCCAUUUUUCCACUUUAUUUUCCUUUUUGUAUCUGUACUCUUUCCAUAUUCAGUCAUAUUAUUAAUACGUUAUGUAAGGAGUACAGUUUUACCAGAAAGCAUGAAGAGCUAACACUGUGAUGUAAUUUUUAAGUAGGUAGGACUUUCUCUCAUCCCUUCUCUGAACAAUCAAGUCUUUGACCCAAAAGAGUUUCUAUUUCCUGGUUUGAAAAUGGAUUUUAGAAGUAAUUUUUAGUUACGGACCUGUAGUAUCUUGUGUAUUUAGUUCCCAGACAAAGCCAUGUGGCUUCAUCAGAAAAUGAUUCAUCUUCCUAAGACCUAAAACACUGUGUGGAAAAAUUAUUCCGUCAGCAUGCCAAAUGCCUGUGGCAGGAAGGAUUGCUGCCAAACCUGCCUGUCUUAAGCUGAUUGAGGCCGAACUUCUCUCCUUUCAAGUCAUCUCUUUCUUUGCUUUGCCUCUCACGUGGCUCCUCCCCCACGAAGUACUUUUGCCCACUCUCCACAUGAAUUGCUGAUGUAUGACCAGCAUUCGUGACAUGCUGGAUGCCUUUUUCUGCCAUAGCAUGGAUGUGUCCCAUUCUUGGGGCUCCUAUGAUGUCUAAAGCUUCCCUUACCUCUUUCAUUCCUUCUGAAACAUACCCCAGCAGCCUCAGAACAGGCUUUCUCAGAAAUUAGAGCCCCUUCUCUCAGAUGAGGGAUGCCUUUCUUUCUAAGCACAAUUCUUUGAUAACUCAACACGUGUGAACAAUGAUCAUCUGAUAACUUUUUUUUUUCCUUCAAGUGGUCCCAGGGCUUUAUAUACAUUAGCUAAGUAAUUCCCAAAAUGCUGGUUCAGGGAUCUGCCUCCUGAACUGCACUGCCUCAGGCAUGGAUUCUUCUCCAGAUGUUCCUCCAUUUAGCCAGAGACCACCAGCCUGACAGACCUUUCCUUUGCAUGCUCAUUUCCUUCUUACAUUUUCUAGCUGCUAUGAGCUCACAUCCUAGAAAUGGAAUACUCACACCACGUUUGGGUUCUUGACACUGAGUCCCUUUGUCCACUUUUUGGCACUGAUGCUAGCAAAAAAUGGUACCCCAGGCUUCCAUGUUUUGACAUUUCUCUUUAUUUGGACUCCUAUAGACUUUUCUCAAAUUUCUGCUCACAUGUGAUAAACUUGAUUUUUCUAGUGAUAAUUUGUGUAAUGAAAUUUUUGAAAAAUUUUUCCUUUGUUCUUCAGGAUUUAAAUACAUACUUCAGAGACCUUUCAGGGAAUUCUUUUCAAUAAUGGAUAAGAUAUUCAAACCCUCAUCCAAUAUGAAGUGUGUUUAAUAGUGGGGAAAGGACAUCUGAGCUCCACCUGAUCCUUCUCUUCCUGCCAUGAUAGGAAUUAGUCCAUAUGCUCCUGUGCUUCAUUUGUGGGCUAAUUCUUUGUAAGUUUUCCAACAUUCUAAUGCUUGAUGCAAUCAAAUGAUGUGAACAGAGUUUAUAUACAGAAGAAAAAAACCUCACUAUACUAUUCAUUUAACAAAAGCCUAUUAUGAUAGUUGUAUUUUCUCCCUAUACUUCUCUAGCAGUCUGAUGGGAAAAGUAGGAAAGGUAAAAAUAAAUGUGUUUUAUAAUAAAGUAUCUUAUCAGUAAAAUAAUUCUGAAAAAUGGUUUCGUUAAAUAGUCAUGAAUUUGUUUCAAACUACUUAACUGAUUAAAUAUGUUUGUCAUUCUUAGUGAAGCAAUUUCACUUUAACUGUCUUCAUUAUGGCUCUGCUACUGCUACAGAGCAGUAGACUAAAAUAGACGUUUCUCAGUUCUGGUGUUUAACUGACAUUGAAAACAUUGGCAUUUAGAAAGUAGUUUGAUCUUUUUAGCAAACAAAAGCUUUAUGAUGAAAAUAAUAGAAUGUAGUUCACUGAACAGCAGGAAAGAAACUUUUAAGAUCUAAUAAGUAACCCAGUUCCAAAAUGAUACCCCUAACUAAAGUUAAACUAGCAUACCAAAAAUCUGUGGUUGAAAGUUUUUGAUUCAUUUUUGGGGGGAAAGGGUUUAAUUAUAAUUUAUGAGGAAAAUAAUUUUCCUUUCCUUUGUUAAUGGGCUAGAAGACAUUAGAAGACAGGUAUAUCAUCAGUAGACUGACUGUAAAUAAGGGAUUGUGCCAAUAUUAUAUAUAAACAACAAAAAGGAUAAUCUAUAUACUGCUUGGUUGGAUGGAAUUCAGUCACAGUAGGCAAGCACAGGACCAGGCAUGCUAAUUGUUUUAGCAAAGUGAAAACUAAGAGGUAAGCAGGCAUCAGAAGAAAAGGGUAAACAUGUCUGAAGUUAAUUUUCUCUACAUAUAGCCCAGAAAAUAUGGCUAAUUUAAGACAAAAAAAAAUUCAGUUCAAUACAUGCUACCAUGAAUUCUAAAAAGGUUUCAUUUCUGCUCUUCUUAACUUUACAUUGCAGACUUAAGGCAAAAUUAUUUUUAGUAAAGUGGAAAGUGAAUUACUGGUAUAGAGAGACUUUUUGUAAUGAUUCCUUAUUAAUAUAAAAGACUUGAAUUUUUGGUUAAUAUGUUUAUUGAGCUCAGUUCUAUCAAAUAUUUGUUUCCAUUGGGAAAACUAUCUCCUUUUAGGGUGGCAAAAUAUGAUUUUGUCAUUUUAGAAAACAAUACUGAGAUAAAGAAUGGACAUAGUAUGUGGGAAGAUGACAAGGAAAAGCUUUGUGUCAAGUGGGUCUUGUAAGGCUGAUUCCUAUUCGUCCACUUGCUCUAUAAAACUUUAAUUGAUCCUGGAGGCAUCAAGAAUUGAUGUAGGAAACAUUUGAUUAAAUAUAUGCAUAUACAUGAGUGGAGUUAUCUUAAAAUGAAACAAUUUCUAAACUAAAUUUUCCAAAUUUAGUACAGAAUGCUAAUUUGAAUGGCUUAAUAGACUAAGAGCUAUGUGAUGUUUCUAGCUAGAAUGAAAACACAAGAAUCAUUUUGGAGUGGACCACACUUAAAUAAACUUAAUAAGUUUUUCAUCUUAUAUUUAUAUAACUGAAUUUUCCAAAGGUGGUAAUUUUCUAAUAGAUUCUGAAAUCACAUAUGAUUAUAUACUUCCUUCUCUAAAUUUCUGUGAUAUUCACUGUCAGUAUCACAUAGCUUGGCAUAUCCUAUCAGUUCCAUUCUCCAGUAUGCAAAAUAGUAUUCAUAAUGUUAAAAUCCCAAUCUUGAGUGAUGUGAAUUUUAGCCAAAACCACCUUGCAUGUCACCUUUGUGGGUAUACUUGAUAAAGAAAUAAAACUGGUUAAUCACUGGUUGGUGUACUUAUCUGAAAGACAGAACUAACAGGGCUCUCUACCAGAUAUUCAAAAUUAACCCAAUACAUAAAAGACUUUAGGAAAUAAUAGGAUUGGGAGGACCAUAGCAGAUUAGAAGCAGCCCGGCUGAAUUCUCUUAACAUUCCCCUACAAACAACUUUAAAAUAGUGCCUCAAAUCAAAUUUUGGAAUGGCAUAGUCAACAAAAGGUCAAGGUGAGAAAUUUUUCCAGGCUAAGAAAACUUAGAAGAUCAGCAGGAGAAGUUUGUGACACUGGGGUGGAAGCUUGACCAGAGCCCACAUACAUGGUGGCAGCAACAGUUGCUGUAGUGGCAGCAGCUAUGGGAGCUCUCAGCCCAGAGAGGGUAAGGGGGUCAGACAACUGGUUAUAGGACACCCUUUGCUAACAUUGGGUAUUGCUGGCACAGAUAAGCAACCCUGUUACCCAUAAGCACUUUUGGGUUGCAGUUCAAAGGUGGAGAGGGAUUCUGAGGGUCAGUCACAGAGGAGCAGGGACCCUGGUCACAGCACCAAUGCAAAGAGAACACUAGUAGCUAUAGGGGACCAAGUGCCCUUCCUAGAUAAAGACCAAAGCACAGACCAGGAAAAUAAUGACCACAGCUCUCUCUGAAUCACCCCACAUUGGAAGCACCAUGAACUUGCAGACCCCCAGAACUAGCUCUGAAAACAGCAGCAUGAAAAAGCCUGAAGCUUGGGACAGUACUCCCUCCCCACCCCACCCCACCCCCACAACUCCCAUGAGCAGAGCCGUUUUAACAUAAAGGUCAAAGUCAAAAAAUAGGAAAAAUGAGUGAACAACCAAAAAAAAAAAGAAAAGAAAAGAAUUUGAUCAUAAAAAGUUAUUGUGGUGGCAGGGAAGACCAAGACAUAAACUCAGAAGAAGACAAUGUGAAACAAGCACAAGCAAAUCCUUAGUGAAAAAUGCUAAUUGGAUUCAAGCCCAACAAGAAUUCUUGGAAGAGUUAAAAACAGAGAUAAGAGUGGUAGAGGAAAACUUGAGAAAACAAAUGAGAGUGAUGCAAGAAAAUUAUGAAAAGAGAAUUAACGGCUUGGUAAAAAAAGGCACAAAAAUUCACUGAAGAAAAUAAUUUCUUAAAAAUUAGAAUUGGCCAAGUGGAAGCUAAUUAUUCCGUCAAAACAGUAAGAGUCAAAAAGAUUGGGAGGGCUGGGCCAUCUAGCUGUUUGUCCAUUUAAACUAAUAUUGGUCUUGUGUACCUACUCCAGAAAAUGAACUAUGGAAUGCUUUGUUUUUAGAAUGUCCAGUCUUUACCAAGUUCUUGUACAUUUUAUAAGCCUUCUGAUUCCUCUCUCCCAAUAUAAAAUGGUCACAAUCCUCGAUAUAGCAUCCUUUUGUACACUUGAAAACUGUCCCGUCCUUUAGUUUUUCCUACCUUCAUAAUCAUUUUUAUUCAUAGUUUUAAACAGUUAAAACAUAAUCAUAGCAUUCAAAUAAUCCCCUAGUUGAAUAGGUGCAGAAAUUGAAAGCUAAGAUUGCAGAACUUGACAAAAGGUUCAAUUAUGAUGCUAUUAGCAAAUUAGCCCUUGAGGCUAAUUUAGAUUGGACCAUCUAACAUUUUGUAAAUUUCAACAGUAGGCCUUUAUGUUUAAAUGUUCCCACCAAUUAAAAGUGUAAAGCCAUGCAUGAAAGAGUUGUACAUCUCACUAGCUUGCCAUACUUUGAUAUUAUUUUAACUUUUAUUGAAGCAAGCUUUGUAUCUUUGUAAUAGAUCCAUAGUAAUGUAUAGACCUAUCUAGACUACAAUAUUUCAUACACUAAAUGCUACAAGUUCGGCUAUCAAAUAGAUAUACUAUACUAAUCAAGUAUCAUCUGUGGGAAUUUUCAUAGGCCACUUUUUAAAUGUACAUAUUUCAUUGCAGCAUAGAUUGGAUUGUGACAACCAAUUUUCAUUCUUUUAAUUUUUUUCUGAAUUCCCUUCAAUGGCUGAUUAAAGCUGAGUUAUUUCCGCAUAUAAAGAAAAAAGGUUAGAAAUUCAGUUGAUAGCAAAUACACCUAAAAGCAAACAAUUCAAAAAAUGUGUAGUCUGUAUAUUAAAAUUAUGCCUAAAAUAAAUCUAAGAUUUCAAAAGGAUUACUUGAACCUUUAAGUUCCGUUAUUAUUGUUAUGAUGAUGUUCAUACAGUUAUUAUGAAAACAUUGUAUACAUGUUUAUUUUUAAACCCAAUUUAACACUUAAAACCUAGAUUUAAAAUUUCUUUGGAGGAAGAAAUCUAGACUAAAAUCACAUCAUGUAGGGCCUCAAUUUAGGAUUGAAUUUUUUAAACAUAACUUUGACACAAGCAUUUUUUUUUUUAGUGAGGCAAGUGGGGUUAAGUGACUUGCCCAGGGUCACACAGCUAGUAAGUGUUAAGUGUCUGAGGCUGGAUUUGAACUCAGGUUCUCCUGAAUCCAGGGCCAAUGCUCUAUCCACUGCACCACCUAGCUGCCCCUAAACAUAACUUUUAGAUUAUGAUAUUUACAGUGUUUUAAAAGAUAAUUUUUCAUUUUUUACCAUUUAAUUUUGCAAUUGUAGAUUUCAAAAACAAGUUAUUUUAGACUUUUGAGCAUCUAUGUCAGGAUACCCAAUUUUGCUUAAGCACUCAGGGCCCACCAUGUCCCUUUGCACACUAUGGACUUCAAGUUGUUAGCAUCUAGACAAUUGGGUCCAAUCUAAUACAUAAGUGUAACCUAUGUAUUGCACAGUACAUUUUAUUUCAUCUUACGUUGAUUCAAUUUACAUAAUUACGUUACAUAAAAGGAGAGAUUCAUAAGAACUUGUCUGGUCAUAUAAUAAAAGGAUGAAUAAAAGGAUGGUUCUGAAGCAAAGAAACCUUCCAGAUUAAUUGGUUACAUGUUGCUACACAGUCAAUAAUAGUCUCCUCGUUGAAAAUACCAUCUUCAAAGCCAUUUCAGCCCUUUGAAUGAAUGAAUAUGCAGGUUGGCUUGAGUGGGUUGUUUGGGUUUUUUUAAUGGAGGAGCUCACACAUGUGGUAGAAUUUUUCUCAGCAAAUAACUUGCUUAACCUUGUAAAACUUUUUUUUCCAAAACAUAAUUCAGCAAAUCCAGAAAUAAUUUAGAAGUCCAAUAAGAAAGAGCCCAAGAUAGUCACACUCUUCUAUCUAUUCACAUUGUUGAGCCCAGCAGGAAUUUGCCAAGUUACUCUACAUCCAUAGCUAUUGAUUCAGACUUGAGCCAGUUUUGUUUUUUAAAUUACCAGGCAAGUUAAGACCCAAAGCUAGGUGUUCACAUACUUAAUCCUGCUAGUGAAGUAGUCUGAAAUCUAAUCUUUCAUCUCAGGCAAUACACCUUGGUAUCAAUCCAUUCAUGUUUAUAAGAAAACUAGCACCCUCCCCACAAAAUGUUUAACAUUGAGUGACUGAAAGAACACAAAAGACCUAAAAAGAUACAAUUCAAAGUUAAUUCGGCCUACAUUUUAACUUUGAAUUACCUGGCUUAUGUGGCUUUUUUUUUUAUCACAUUUAUUUAUUUAAAUAGUUUUGUAUUCUUUGUCUUUUCAUUUUCUUAGGUAAUGUGCUGCAUAGAUGUUUGUAUAAACUGAAGUCAUCCUUAGAUUUCAGUUGGUGACUUUUUUCUCAUGACUAUACAUGGUUUACUGUAAAAUACACUAACUUCUAGGGUUUGGUGUUUGUAGAAGCUGAAACAUGGAGAUAUAUAGCUGCCAUGGUUAUUAGGAAAGGACAGGAGAAAUAUAAACUAGAAAACAUUCAUGUCUAAAUAUGCUUUUCUGGAAAAGAAAGUGUAAAAAAAAAUCAGAAUCUCCUCAGAACCCUCUUGUUAACGGGUAUUUUUUGUUGGUGUGUUUUCCUCUUAAAUUGGUGUCCAUUCCUCUCAAAUUAUGAAUGGAAUAUCAUGUAUGAAUUUAUAAAUAAUUACUUUUAGUUAUUUUGCUUUUGUAUAAGCUGUCUGAUAACUUGCUAUGCUGUAUAAGUUGUGUUUGAUGGAACAGUGUGAGUAUGAAAUAUGAAAUAAAGCAAAUUACUUUUCUUUUUUUUUAUCAUCUAUGGAUGCCACUAUGAAAGCUGACAUUAAGCCACUACAGAGUUUUCUAUGAAUACUUGUAAGUAAACGCUUUGAUAUAUAUAAACCUAAAUAAAAAAAAGAUUGUAUUGAUACAGAGACAUUGGAUAAGAGAAUUUUAAGACAGUUCUUUAGGUUUAAAAAAGGCUUGCUGUAAAAUGAUGCGUUACUCCAUUUAUUAAAGAUCAUAUGAAUGAU